GACAGACGCUCGCACUGGAUCACCGCAGGUUCAAUUGUUGAAAAGCCCAGCGAGAAGCCGUUGGUCGGUGCGAGAGGAAACUCGUGAUGAGACGUCACACCGCUGCGCACCGCCGCACGGACCCAGACUGAGGACUGAGGACUAAGGACCGAGGACUAAGGACAAAGGACCGAGGACUGAAGGAACACAGAGAGAGAGAGAUAGACGCAGUCGUCGAAGAUGCAGUCUCUCAUCCCGAUGCUGAUGAUGAGCGUGUGCUCCAACUACUUCGGCGAGAACUCCACCAAGGCACCCAGCAACGAUGAAGACGAGGAGGUGGUGGAUCCCGGCUGCGUGCUGCGCAACCCCCCUCUGCUCACACACGUCCACCUGAGGAUCGCCACCAUCUCGGACCACCCGCUGAGCUACGUCGUGGAGGAGGGCGGGCGGAAGGUGGGCAAGGGCGUGGUGUUCGACUUCGUCGAGAUCCUGCGCUCCAAGUUCGGCUUCACGUACGAGGUGCUGACCCCCAGGGAGAACGUGAUCGGCGACAACAACACGGGCCUCCUCAGCAUGCUCAACAAAGGGGAGGCUGACAUGGCGGCCUACUUCCUGCCCAUCAUCUACGAGAAGAACCACGGCGUGCGCUACUCGUUCAGCCUGGGCGACGUGGACUGGGUGGUGAUGAUGAAGCGGCCCCGCGAGUCGGCCAACGGCUCGGGCCUGUUCGCGCCCUUCGACACCACCGUGUGGCUGCUGAUCCUGGUGUCGCUGGUGCUGACGGGCCCCGUCAUCUACCUGAUCAUCCUGGUGCGCGUGAAGCUGUGCAAGGGCAGCGAGCGGCUCACGCGCAUCUACCCGCUGGACGCGUGCGUGUGGUUCGUGUACGGCGCGCUCAUGAAGCAGGGCUCCACGCUCAGCCCCAUGACGGACUCGUCGCGGCUGCUGUUCGCCACCUGGUGGAUCUUCAUCACCAUCCUCACGUCCUUCUACACGGCCAACCUGACGGCCUUCCUCACGCUGAGCCGCUUCACGCUGCCCAUCGACGACGCGCGCGACAUGGCCGUGUACCGCUACCGCUGGAUGGCGCAGAAGGGCCUCACCAUGCACGAGGUGGUACGGCACGACCCCGCCUACGACUACCUGAACCACUCGGUGAAGGCGGGCCGGGGGGAGUUCCUCAAGGGGGACAACCUCAAGAUGAUGUCCAUCGUGCAGAAGGAGAACAAGAUGUACCUGCGCGAGCGCAACGUGGUGGAGUACCUGAUCCUGCGGGACUAUGUCACCAAGACACACAACAACGUGGAGGAGACGGAGCGAUGCACCUUCGUGUCCACGCCCAAGGCCUUCAUGGAGCGGUCCGUGGCCUUCGCCUACCAGCCGGGCACCAAUCUGCACAAGCUGUUCGACCCCGUGUUCAUGGGCCUGGUGGAGCAAGGCAUCGUGAAGCACCUGCUGCGCAAGGACCUGCCCAAGAACGAGGUGUGUCCCCUGAACCUGGGCAGCAAGGAGCGCCAGCUGCGCAACUCCGACCUCUUCAUGACCUACAUCAUCGUCAUGUCGGGCUACGCCAUCGCCGUGGCCAUCUUCUGCGGCGAGCUGCUGGCGCGCGUCAUCGCCAAGUUCCACGAGAGCCGCGUCAUCGAGACGCACGACACCGGCUACGUGCCCAGCAAGUCGCACAUGUUCCCGCCGCCCUACUCCACCGUGCUGAUGGGGCUGGACGCGGAGGGCGGGAUCCCGGGCGGGAAGAAGCAGAACAUCAACGGCCGGGACUACCUGGUGGUGGACGCCAAGGACGGGGACCGCCGCCUCAUCCCCAUGAGGACUCCCUCCGCCUUCCUGUUCCAGUACUCCGCCUAGG
Bacillus rossius redtenbacheri is the source of this 1843-nucleotide messenger RNA. It is a transcript of the gene Ir76b, whose product is annotated as glutamate receptor ionotropic, delta-1. Gene Ontology annotation, cellular component: membrane. The transcript is spliced from 10 exons. The coding region runs from base 220 to 1842 and encodes 540 amino acids. NCBI's taxonomy places the organism in Eukaryota, Metazoa, Arthropoda, Insecta, Phasmatodea, Bacillidae. The record is from RefSeq and is a predicted model, not a curated record. Gene Ontology annotation, molecular function: ligand-gated monoatomic ion channel activity.